GAGUUUGAUGGUAUAGUUCUGUGUAAUACAGUCAGAUAUCAGAAAAUGGUUCAUGAAGCAGCAUGACAAAGGUACGGGUAAUGGGAGUAUGUCCAAGAAUAGUGCUCCAGAAAAGCCUUCAGCAGAAAAGCCUUCUCCAGGAAACCUGGUACAAGAAGGACAAGAGACUGCCGGCAGAAGGAAAACUAGUAAAUAUUUUGCUACAGACAAGGUGAAGGCAAAAGAAGAAAAAGUAGAGGAAGUAUCAGCAAAAAGAAAAGCUCAAAAUGCUGGUGGAAGUUCAUCAGUUAAUGAGAAGCCACCAGCUGCGAAAAGAAUUCACAAAGCUGAGGAUGACGAUGACUUUGUACUGCCUGCAUCUGCAAUGGGAUCCAGAGGUGCCACUCCCGCCAAAAAGUCGGCAAGUGGCUCUGGCAGGGGAUCUGCACGGAAGUCUGUGAUCAGUGAUGAAAGUGACGAUGAUCUUAAGGAUACAAAAUCUGAUCCCAAACCUACUGGAAGAGGGCGUGGUGGACGAGCAGCUCAGACUGGUGGGAAAGGCAUCCCUCUUGAUGAAAGUGAUGAUGAUGCCUCAGCUGAUAAGGACACCAAAUCUGGUGGAUGAGGGCGUGGUGGUAAAGGACCAUCUGCAGCACCAAGUGGUGGACGAGACAGAGGUGGUGGAGGACGGGGCGGUUUCAUGAAUUUUGGUGAAAGAAAAGACCCUCCUCACAAGGGGGAAAAGGAAGUUCCUGAAGGUGCCCCAAACUGUUUAGCUGGUUUGACUUUUGUAAUUAGUGGAACUCUGGACAGGUACCUCAUUGAGUCUGUUUGUAUAUUUUUGAAGAGA
Molecule: messenger RNA, 829 nt
Organism: Nicotiana attenuata
Lineage: Eukaryota; Viridiplantae; Streptophyta; Magnoliopsida; Solanales; Solanaceae
Product: replication factor C subunit 1-like
Exons: 3
Coding region: 53-604 (183 amino acids)
Source: RefSeq, a predicted model, not a curated record